Molecule: messenger RNA, 1954 nt
Organism: Daldinia loculata
Lineage: Eukaryota; Fungi; Ascomycota; Sordariomycetes; Xylariales; Hypoxylaceae
Product: 26S proteasome subunit P45
Exons: 4
Coding region: 357-1739 (460 amino acids)
Biological process (GO): proteasome-mediated ubiquitin-dependent protein catabolic process
Cellular component (GO): proteasome regulatory particle, base subcomplex
Molecular function (GO): ATP hydrolysis activity; ATP binding; proteasome-activating activity
Source: RefSeq, a predicted model, not a curated record
CCUCUUUGGUGCCUGAUUUCUAAACUGACGCUCUAGGUACCGUACAUGUAGGGCCAACUGAGCUUGCGACUAAGCCUUAGGUACCUAAAAGUACAGGUAAAUUAGCGUCAGCGAACCUUAGCAAGCUUUCGUCUACCUCUUGCCAUCGGAACCCACUCAACAACUUGAACGUCAACUUUACUACUUCAUUCUCUAUCCAGCACUUGGUAUCACCACUAUCACCACUACAAGCGAAUUCAAUCAUCAUCAGCCUUUCGCUUUGUAGACGUGGUUCUUGUCCAUCAAUAAUUUAUCAGUGCCCAUAACAGAGCGCUUUGCAUAUUACUUUGACCCGCACCGGGCAGUAGCUUGUCAAGAUGGGUCAAAACCAAUCCGGAAUGGGUGGUGCCGGCCAGGAUGGAAAGGAUGAUAAGGAUAAGAAGAAGGAGAAGCCAAAGUACGAACCGCCACCCCGCCCAACCACUCGUAUCGGACGUAAGAAGAGAAAGGCUGCUGGUACUUCUGCGGCUGCCAAACUCCCCGCCGUCUACCCGACCAGUCGAUGCAAGCUUCGUCUACUCCGAAUGCAACGUAUCCAUGACCACCUACUACUCGAAGAAGAGUUCGUCGAGAAUCAAGAGCGUCUAAGAAAAGCUAAGGCCGCUAAAGACAACACUGGCCCUGCUCCUGAUCUCGAUGCUCCCGACCGCAUGGCCGACGAACGUGGUCGGGUCGACGACAUGCGUGGAAGCCCGAUGGGUGUCGGUACUCUCGAGGAGAUGAUUGAUGAUGACCACGCUAUAGUCUCCAGCACCACCGGUCCUGAGUAUUACGUCAGCAUCAUGAGUUUCGUCGACAAGGACCUACUAGAGCCCGGUGCCUCUGUGUUAUUGCAUCACAAGAGCGUCUCUAUCGUCGGCGUGCUUACGGAUGAUACGGACCCGGCCGUUAAUGUCAUGAAACUCGACAAGGCACCAACCGAGUCCUAUGCCGAUAUUGGUGGAUUGGAGCAGCAGAUUCAAGAAGUGAGGGAGUCGGUUGAACUACCACUUCUUCACCCGGAGUUGUACGAGGAGAUGGGUAUUAAGCCUCCGAAGGGUGUCAUACUUUACGGUGCUCCUGGAACCGGCAAGACGCUGUUGGCAAAGGCCGUAGCGAACCAGACCUCAGCCACAUUCUUACGCAUCGUUGGAAGCGAGCUGAUCCAGAAGUAUCUGGGUGAUGGACCGCGACUCGUGCGACAGCUUUUCCAAGUUGCCGCGGAAAACGCUCCUUCUAUUGUUUUUAUUGAUGAAAUCGAUGCCAUUGGCACGAAGCGUUACGAUUCAACAUCAGGUGGCGAGCGUGAAGUUCAGCGAACUAUGUUGGAACUCCUUAACCAACUGGAUGGUUUCGACGACCGUGGUGACGUCAAGGUUAUCAUGGCAACCAACAAGAUCGAGACUCUCGACCCUGCCUUGAUCCGACCCGGCCGAAUUGACCGAAAAAUCCUCUUCGAGAAUCCAGACCAGAACACGAAACGCAAGAUCUUCAAUCUUCAUACGAGCAAGAUGAGCCUGAACGAAGAUGUUGACCUGGAUGAGUUCAUCAGUCAGAAAGAUGAUCUAUCCGGGGCGGACAUCAAGGCUAUAUGCUCCGAGGCUGGCCUGAUGGCUCUACGUGAACGUCGUAUGCGUGUGCAGAUGGCGGAUUUUAGGGCCGCAAGAGAGAGGGUCCUUCGUACUAAACAAGAGGGAGAACCCGAAGGCCUAUACUUGUAGUCUAUUACGUGUAUUGUAGAGUUACGAAGAAGGGGGUAGGCUGCGGCAAAUGCGCGUUGUCGGCGCUGUAGCGGUUAAUAUAUGAUAAUAGGAGACCCUGCAGUUAUUACGAAUGCUACCCGUACUUUAUUUCGAGUGCUCUACGAUUGGUGCUUUUUAACUUAGCUCUUAGGUACUUGUGUUCUUGAUAUAUCAUCUAUUUUGAGACUACUGGC